UCUGACUGUAUUGUGUAUUGUGUCCUUCAGGGUGUAUCAUAUCCAGCCUGCCACGGGAUCUGGGCCAAGUGGGCGCCUCCUCUUGAGAGAAGUCGAUUAGCAACAACAGCCUUCUGUGGAUCCUAUGCAGGGGCGGUGGUGGCAAUGCCUUUAGCCGGGAUACUGGUUCAAUACACCGGGUGGUCUUCAGUAUUCUAUGUCUAUGGCUGUUUUGGGAUAUUCUGGUAUUUGUUCUGGGUUCUGGUGUCGUAUGAGAGUCCUGCAGCCCAUCCCACCAUCACAACAGAGGAGAGGAAAUACAUUGAAGAUGCAAUCGGAGAGUCUGGAUCAUUCCUUAAUCCUCUGCAUAAAUUUAAAACCCCAUGGAAAGCCUUCUUCACCUCCAUGCCAGUCUACGCUAUUAUUGUGGCCAACUUCUGCAGGAGCUGGACCUUCUACCUGCUACUCAUCAGCCAGCCCGCCUACUUUGAGGAAGUCUUUGGCUUUGAGAUCAGCAAGGUGGGCAUGGUGUCAGCUUUGCCCCAUCUGGUGAUGACAAUCAUCGUGCCUAUUGGAGGCCAGUUGGCGGACUACCUGAGAACCCACAACCUGAUGACCACCACCAACGUCAGGAAGCUCAUGAACUGUGGAGGUUUUGGGAUGGAGGCCACCCUCCUGCUGGUUGUGGGAUUUUCUCACACAAAAGCUGUUGCCAUUUCGUUCUUGGUCCUCGCUGUGGGUUUCAGUGGAUUUGCUAUCUCAGGGUUUAAUGUCAAUCACUUGGACAUCGCCCCUCGAUACGCCAGCAUACUGAUGGGCAUCUCAAACGGGGUGGGCACAUUAUCUGGCAUGGUGUGUCCUCUCAUUGUGGGAGCCAUGACUAAACACAAGACACGUGACGAGUGGAAGUAUGUCUUCCUUAUAGCUUCUGUCGUACAUUAUGGAGGAGUGAUUUUCUAUGGACUCUUUGCAUCAGGGGAGAAGCAGCCAUGGGCAGACAUAGAAGACACCAGUGAGGAAAAGUGUGGUAUUAUUGAUGAGGACGAACUGGCCAAUGAAACAGAGGAUCUCUACCGGGGAGGCGGGCAGUACGGGGCCAUGAGCCAACCAGUCGCUGGUUCCAAUGGAGGAGGAGGAGGAGGAGGAGGAGGAGGAGGAGCCGGAGGAGGAGCCGGAGGAGGAGCCGGAGCCGGGUCGGGAUGGGUGUCGGACUGGGAUAAGUCUGAGGAGUAUGUGCAGAAGCCUGGAUAGAACUCUUACAUGUAUGGUGGAGAAGAGGAGAGGGAGCUGACAUAGAAGAUCCACACGAUACACGUUUAAAAAGAAAAGAGGAAGAUUGUUUUUUGGAAAGGGAUUGUCAGAGAGUCACUGCUAUACUGAAUGGACCUGCUGUGUGCUUUUGUUAAAUAUUUACAACUGCACAUAUCAAAAGUAUGCAUUUGAUUUAUUCCAUUGUGUGUGUGUGUGUGUGUGUGUGUGUGUGUGUGUGUGUGUGUGUGUGUGUGUGUGUGUGUGUGUGUGUGUGUGUGUGUGUGUGUGUGUGUGUGUGUGUAGAUGCAUGCAGGUGUUAGAGGGGUUAAUGUACGCAAACACAUUCAGUAUUCAUUAGUGAAAACUGGACUCAUAUAUCCCAGACUUCCUUUCUGUUCCUGAGCUCAUUGUGAUUGGUCAGGAGCUCUGUUUCCAGAACAUCACUGACGAGAUUCAGUGUGUGUGUUAGUGUGUGUGGCUUGGUUUUCAAACCACUGGCAUUGUAGUGUAUUUAAAUGUGUAUGUCACACAGUUACCUUUUUUCGCUGGGAAAGCACCUUAGUUUUUCAACUGUUGAGCUAACAACAUUGUCCGACGUACUGAAUACAACAUUAGAUGUCACUCCAGUACAAUACUCACACUUUUCAGAAGUCUCUAUAACUCCCAAGGCUCUCAGCCUUAAUAGACAACAUACUGAGCAUAUGAUUAAAAAAAAUCAAUCCACAAACUAAAAGCUAAUGUGUUUUCUAAGAGUGAGGCCCCUUGUGGACAAUCUUGUCCAGAUGCUGGUGAUGCAUUAUGAUAUUAUGUUCCAUAGCAUGCAUUAUUUAAGUGCAUGCAUGUGGUGAAUACUUUCAAACUAUUCAAUCAAAGAGGAAAAGGGUGCUUAGGUUUUGUAUCAGUCUGUGUUUGUUUGUGUAAAGCUGUAAAGCUUCUGUUACAACAGCCUUUCCUUUAUGCGUGUGUGCAUUUGAAUGUGCAAAGGUGUGUGUUUGAGCUUGCAUGUAGCAUAUAGCUGAAUCUCACCUGGGUCUGACCCAUCUAGGUCACGGCCAGCCAGGCUUAUGGGUCACAACACAUCAGUAAUCAUCUGACAUUAGUGACUUUCCGUUUUGGUGUGUGUGCGCUCCCAUUAGAGAGGUGGCCCAGAAUGACAAGUAGAGUGUGAUAGUUGCCUAACUCUUACACUGCAUUACCAGCGAGGAACAACAUGUAUUAUUACCUGGCAUCACAGCAUGUGCUGCCUCUGUUUCUGCCUUUUUCUGCGUCUCUGUGGCUGCCUCUCCCCCCUGUAUUUAACACUUUGUCUGCUCCUCUCAGUCAGUGUUUCCACUUCUUUAAUUCCUACAUUUGAGCCAUGUUUGAUUUGGUGGGUCAGAGCUUUUUAAAUUGUCAAUGUGUCUGUGUUUGUGUAUGUGUGUGUUAUUGUGUUGGAUGCAGGUGCUGAAACAUUGUGCGGUGAGCAUGUUUUAAUGAGCAUAGAAGUGCAUUGCCCCGCCAUCCCUCUUUUCCUUUUACACACACACAAUAGCACUCACACAUACAACCAUACAUACACACAGAUUGCUAUUUUCAAUGUGUGCCGAGAGAGUGGUCGCACACAAUUUAAUAUUAACAUGGCUCUAGGUAUGGAGCCUCAUGGAAACAGAUUAGGAAGUAUUAAGUUAUCAGAGGAUGUGUUGAGGUUUGCUAUCACACCCAUCCAUAAAAGCAGCACCUUCUCCAUCUUGACGUACUGACUGCUGGGUAAUGGAGUGAAGUAUUUAUUUUUGAGAGGACGCUUACAUGCUCAGGAGAAUAAAUGUGGCACUGUACCAGCUGCACAGCACAACAAACAUUAAAGUACAUGUGAAUGCACAUACACAAAUACACACACACUCAUGCAAGAAAAAUGCUGCCCUCUGCGUGCUCACAGUGUUUUAUUUUAAUUUGAAAAGUAAAAUUGCAGACAGCUCUUUUAAAUCAAGAACCGUAUUCAUAAUUUAUGGAGUUUGCUGUUUCAGCUCUAUUUUGUCUAAAAACGUUUGAAUGUUGUAAAGAAUUCAAAUAAGGGUUUAAUGGUCAAAUAAGUUGGUACGUCAAUAAAUAAAAAAUGGUGUUUUGAGUGAAAUGUCUAAAAAGACAUGAAUGGCUAUUCCUGUGAAGAACUUCAUUUUUAAGUGUUGUAUUGGUGUUUUUAAUCAAGUUUGUCUUUGGCUGUUCCAAUGGUGUCAUCCUCCUUGAUGAAAUGUGUGGUAGGAGUCAGUGUUGAAAAUAAAAAAAGGAAUUGAUCAUGUUUAAACAUGCCAACAUGUGGAGAAUAUUCUAUGUAUAAAGAUGUAUAUGUCAGAUUACCUUGUGUAUAAUUAAAUGUAAGCAAUUUAUUCACUACUUCAGCACAGUCAUGUCAUCAGGAAUAUCAGCAUGAUGACGCAUUAAAUUAGUGUUUUAUACAUCAUGA
This is a messenger RNA of Notothenia coriiceps (black rockcod), 3670 nucleotides long. RefSeq names its product vesicular glutamate transporter 2.1-like. The record is from RefSeq and is a predicted model, not a curated record. Gene Ontology annotation, biological process: regulation of synapse structure or activity; neurotransmitter loading into synaptic vesicle; transmembrane transport. The transcript has 9 exons. NCBI's taxonomy places the organism in Eukaryota, Metazoa, Chordata, Actinopteri, Perciformes, Nototheniidae. The annotation marks the transcript as partial. Gene Ontology annotation, molecular function: L-glutamate transmembrane transporter activity; neurotransmitter transmembrane transporter activity. Gene Ontology annotation, cellular component: synaptic vesicle membrane; excitatory synapse.